AACAUUGACCACGAACUGCACGUGUUAUUCUUGAAAAACACCUCAAACGCAUUAUCCUUAAUUUCAUCCUUUCUCCGUCCAUUCUUUUCUUCCUCCUUUUUCCAAUACAACUAUUCCUUUUGCCUCUCAUAGUCAUAGUCGGUGCAAUGACCACAAUAAUAACCAUAUAACAACAACACUAUCACACACAAAAUUCAUAUCCACAUCCAUCACAAUCUCAUACUCAAAAUUAAUCUUUUCAUGGAAGAUAAAAAGAAGUCACAAUGGAGCUGGACAUCAGCAAUAAUAGGAGCAGCAUCAGCAGUAGCAGCAACAUCAAUUCUCUCAGCAAAACCAAAAGACCCAACAUUUCAUCUCAUCUCCAUCAACUUCACUUCCUUAAAACCAAGCCUCCCCGUCGUAGACGCAGAAGUUCUUUUAACCGUCCAUGUCACCAAUCCAAACAUAGCUCCAAUUAACUACUCAUCAACAACCAUGUCAAUUUUCUACGAAGGUUCUCUCCUCGGUUCAGCUCCGGUCCAAGCCGGGUCUCAGCCACCGAGGUCAUGUCAGUUACUGAGACUUCCUGCCCGGCUUAAAGCUCUUCGGCUCGCGAAACACGCGAGCCGAGUAAUGUCUGACGUGGCGAAAAGGGAGAUGGUUCUUGAUGCAGCUGUUGAUAUUGCUGGCACCGCUAGAGUUUUGUGGUGGGACCAUAAGUUUAAAGUGAGAGUUAAUAGUCAUAUUACUGUUGAUCCUGUUUUUCUUGAUGUUAUUGAUCAGGAGAAUACUGCACAACUUGAACUCUUUGGCUCAGGGAAGUCCUUAACCUCCAUUAGUUGUUUUGCCAUCGAUCACUAUUGUUCGAUGCUCGAAACUUCAUCUGUAAAAACUAUCAGAAUGGUUCUCCUCAUGUGAUACAUGACCUCACCUCGAGUAGUAGGAGGAUGGGCUGAGCAAACAGACUAAAAUCUGAGUAUGAAAUAGAAGCAUUACAAUUCAUAUAAAGAGGAUCCUCUUUCGAAGGUCAGGGCAAUAGAGAGACUGGCAAAGCUCCCUAACUUCAUCAGCAGAAGAACUCCCUAAAGGUUAAAGAAGCCCAGCUUGACCUCCUUCCCGAAGAGAGGCAGACUGAAUCCUAUUUCGGCUAUAACGGUCUGUAUUACUAUGUUCUCAUACGUAGGAAUACCUCCGUUAGCCGGCUUUUGUAGUAAAUUCUAUUUGUUCUUCGCCACUGUGUUGUGGGGCUUACUUCCUAUCUCCACUGUGUAAAACUUUCAAACGAGUGAUAGUUUCAACAUUAACUUUCAAAAUUCCUAGGCCCACCAUUUGAUUAUUCAUAUCGGCUGCCUUGCUUGAGAGGAAGACUAAAUGCUCAAGUUUUGUUGAAACGAGAUGCACACAUAAAUAAGCUUUAUGAUGGUCCUUCCUUGGACUUGCCUAUCAACAACUCAAGUGGUGAAAUUCCUAUUGAGCAUAGGUUAUACUUAUAUCAUUUCUGUCAGUUCUGAACUCUUGUAGAUCCCAACUUUGGGAUAACUAGUCUGUUCAAUUUUUGGCAGUCCAAACAUUAUAUAACAAGUGAAGCUCACAAGUUCUUCCUGUUUUCCUUAA
This is a messenger RNA of Medicago truncatula (barrel medic), 1593 nucleotides long. RefSeq lists its product as uncharacterized. The coding region runs from base 241 to 897 and encodes 218 amino acids. Gene Ontology annotation, biological process: defense response to other organism; response to desiccation. The transcript is spliced from 2 exons. The record is from RefSeq and is a predicted model, not a curated record. Lineage: Eukaryota; Viridiplantae; Streptophyta; Magnoliopsida; Fabales; Fabaceae.